Messenger RNA from Anopheles merus, 915 nucleotides. RefSeq names its product aquaporin NIP1-1-like. NCBI's taxonomy places the organism in Eukaryota, Metazoa, Arthropoda, Insecta, Diptera, Culicidae. The transcript is spliced from 3 exons. The record is from RefSeq and is a predicted model, not a curated record. Gene Ontology annotation, molecular function: water channel activity. Gene Ontology annotation, cellular component: plasma membrane. Bases 625 to 915 code for a protein of 96 amino acids. Gene Ontology annotation, biological process: transmembrane transport.
AUAAAUUCGAUCGUUGCGAAUACCAUGUAGCCCCUAUUAAAGUGUCUGCUUUUGAAGAUAGCAUCAUUACGUCGGUGUAAGCUGUAAUAAAGGCAAGCCUCUUUCAGGGUAAACAAAAGAUUAAGUAAACAAACCUAGCAGCAUUCAAAACUGACACGAUGUGCUAUCAGUAUAGGUAAAUUAAGCAUCGAAAAUUACCCCCGUUUGUCAGCAAAUUCUUUGAUUGGCCUUGUUAUCGGUAAAGAUAAGCUGAAAUUGUUCAGUACACCUAGUCUAAGCAAUGUGAUAGUACGCCAGUUAGCAUUCUGUGGCUUUCCGACUCGGUUAUUCCAUUCGUGAUGUAUAUAACGUUUCCACUUUCAUAUCGAUUAACGCCAAAGUAUCCUUAUAAAGUACUGCAUCGAAUAAAACUAGAUUGAAAGUGAAUUACUAAUGCUAUUAAUAAUGUUCUGCUUGGCAUUUAACCUACUAGAACAGAAAGUGAAAAAAGGUGAAUAAAAUGACACAUAACGGAUUUUCAAACCAUCACGAACAAGAGCUUGUAGCAGGCAACAUCGAUGGACACACUAAUGGAAUUCACGAUAAUGAUGACGAAGCUAAAAAUCAUACUAAAUUCGAUACCUUAUGGAACACAAAGAUCUCGAACACUACGUCGUUUAUCAUCGUUUCCAAGUUUCUGGCGGAAUUUUUGGAACAGCAACGCUCAUGUUUCUCGGCUGUAUGGGCUGCCUGGAUGGUUUUGACAACGUUACAACCAACUUAAGCCGAGGCAUCAUUUUUGGCUUCACCGUUAUGGUUGUGAUCCUCACGUUUGGUGUUGUAUCAGGAGCACAUAUAAAUCCAGUGGUUUCCAUAGCCGCUUACAUCUAUGGUGAUCUUUCUGGCACAAUGGUAUUAUUUAUUUGUACUUUAUAG